Seminavis robusta is the source of this 1097-nucleotide messenger RNA. The record is from the annotation of a GenBank genome assembly. Lineage: Eukaryota; Bacillariophyta; Bacillariophyceae; Naviculales; Naviculaceae.
UUGGCAUGGCGUCAACUCAUAAACUACAGUAGCUAGCUGAUUGAAAGCUGGAUGAAGACUAUGCUUGAAGCAUUCGUUCCUCGCCAGUGCUGGUGCUACCGUAGCUUCAACUUUAAUAAAGGGAAACAACAAUGGGAACUCUACAACUCUACUAGCUAGCUAUAGCUUACCCCCAACACAGAGCUCGUUGGACGUCUGUUCUCACAAAUCAGACAAACAAACAGAAUCAAACCGCAACAAUAGCAACUUACAAAGAGCAAACAUGACUCUCGGCCUUGUCAGAAACUUCCUGCGUCCCACCUCCCGAAGAAACCAUCAAAGCCGUACUGUUCCCCGAGGUCGCAACGACCAACAGCCAAACCCCGCCCCACAAACUACCCAGCGCAGAUUGUACACCCAAGAAGAAAAGAAUCAGAGGGAGAUGCAAAUGAGAAAGCUAUGGUACACUUUCUUUCUGAAACCACACGUUACAGUCUUGAAAUCCAAGCACUUUAUGGAUGUCGCUGCAGAAGCAACUUCCGACCUUGUGUGCCAUCCCAUUGGCGUCGAAGAAAUCCCCGUAAAGACAAUCAAGCUAUUUCAUAAACUUGACAAAUCGAUCCAACAUGUGGACGCCGAAUGCUCCAUUUGCCUGGUGGAGUACCAGGCAGGAGAGCGAAUCAUUCAAUCCGCCGACAUGGAGGAUGGAACGUGCUGCAAUCACGUGUUUCACGAGGAGUGCAUGAUGGAGUGGUUGGAACGGGGCCACAAGCGUUGUCCAUGCUGUCGCCGUUGGUUCGUUCCGGGGGCUCCCAUUAAGCAGCAGAUGAAAGAAGCUCGUGUUGGCAUUCGCCAAUCUGUUUGUAACUUGUAUGACAAGCAAACCAGGAAGCGUCUUGUGGCCUUGAAAGAGAAAGAAGAAGAAGGCAAGGCUUCUUCGGAAAGGACAGCCAGCGAGUUUUGGGUGUAGAUUCAUUUUUGGGUCAGCAGCCAGACUUGACGAUACCCCCAGCACAUCAUAGAUCGAUCAGCCUCCCCAUGCCAAUUCCAAUUCCCACUAUACACAAAAUGAAUAGAUUCAGUUAGAUAAACAACCAGUAGAGAUACAUUUUCCAAUC